This is a messenger RNA of Mus musculus (house mouse), 4740 nucleotides long. RefSeq names its product colony stimulating factor 2 receptor, beta 2, low-affinity (granulocyte-macrophage) (gene Csf2rb2). Gene Ontology annotation, biological process: cytokine-mediated signaling pathway. Gene Ontology annotation, cellular component: membrane. The transcript has 14 exons. Lineage: Eukaryota; Metazoa; Chordata; Mammalia; Rodentia; Muridae. Bases 294 to 2930 code for a protein of 878 amino acids. The record is from RefSeq and is marked validated. Gene Ontology annotation, molecular function: cytokine receptor activity.
AAAGCUGCUUGUGAAAGGGCACUGGCAACUUCCUCAAUCUGCUCUCUGUUUCCUCCAGAUGGGGCACAAAUAAAUAGGAAGAGCCUGCAGCUCACUGGCACUUGGAGGCUCCCGAAGGAGGCUGCCUGUCGCCCAAGCACAGAGCCACAAAGGAUGCAGUCUAGGAGGGAAGAAUCACAAGCCCUGUAAGAUGAGUGGAGCCAAACCCCCAGCCAAGCACCAAUACAGAACCCCGGGUCAAUGAGGACACCCCCCUGCCCAUAGCUUCCUGUGCAGCCACCAAAAGUGCCAAAAUGGACCAGCAAAUGGCACUCACAUGGGGGCUGUGCUACAUGGCACUGGUGGCUCUCUGCUGGGGACACGAGGUGACAGAGGAAGAAGAAACGGUCCCUCUGAAGACUCUGGAGUGCUACAAUGACUACACCAACCGUAUCAUCUGCAGCUGGGCAGACACAGAGGAUGCCCAGGGGCUAAUCAACAUGACCCUCCUCUAUCACCAGCUAGACAAGAUUCAAUCAGUGUCCUGUGAGCUCAGUGAGAAACUCAUGUGGUCAGAGUGCCCGUCAUCCCACCGCUGUGUGCCCAGAAGAUGUGUCAUCCCCUACACACGAUUUUCUAAUGGAGAUAACGACUACUACUCCUUCCAGCCAGAUCGUGACCUGGGCAUCCAGCUCAUGGUCCCACUGGCCCAGCAUGUGCAGCCACCCCCUCCCAAGGACAUCCACAUCAGCCCCUCUGGGGAUCAUUUCCUGCUGGAAUGGAGUGUAUCUCUUGGGGAUUCCCAGGUCUCCUGGCUUUCAUCAAAGGACAUAGAGUUUGAGGUGGCUUAUAAGCGGCUUCAGGACUCCUGGGAGGAUGCCUCCAGUCUCCACACUAGCAACUUUCAGGUGAAUUUAGAGCCAAAGCUAUUCCUACCCAACAGCAUCUAUGCUGCCCGUGUGCGCACUCGGCUGUCCGCGGGUUCAAGCUUGUCUGGGAGACCCAGCAGAUGGAGCCCAGAGGUUCACUGGGACUCCCAGCCAGGGGACAAGGCCCAGCCACAGAACCUUCAAUGCUUCUUUGAUGGGAUCCAGUCUCUCCACUGCUCCUGGGAGGUGUGGACCCAGACGACUGGCUCUGUUUCCUUUGGGCUCUUCUAUCGCCCCAGCCCUGCAGCUCCGGAGGAGAAAUGCUCUCCGGUGGUGAAGGAGCCGCAGGCCAGCGUCUACACCCGCUACCGCUGCAGUCUACCUGUGCCUGAGCCCAGUGCACACAGCCAGUACACAGUCUCUGUUAAGCACCUGGAACAAGGGAAGUUCAUCAUGAGCUAUUACCACAUCCAGAUGGAACCUCCAAUCCUCAACCAGACCAAGAACAGAGACAGCUACAGCCUGCAUUGGGAAACUCAGAAAAUACCCAAAUACAUUGAUCACACUUUCCAGGUCCAGUACAAGAAGAAGUCAGAGAGCUGGAAGGACAGCAAGACAGAAAACCUAGGUCGAGUCAAUAGCAUGGACCUGCCCCAGCUGGAGCCGGACACCUCAUACUGCGCCAGGGUGAGGGUCAAGCCCAUCUCUGACUACGACGGGAUCUGGAGCGAGUGGAGCAAUGAGUACACUUGGACGACUGACUGGGUGAUGCCCACGCUGUGGAUAGUCCUCAUCCUGGUCUUUCUCAUCUUCACCUUGCUCCUGGCUCUCCACUUUGGCCGUGUUUAUGGGUACAGGACAUACAGGAAGUGGAAGGAAAAGAUCCCCAACCCCAGCAAGAGCCUCCUGUUCCAGGAUGGAGGUAAAGGUCUCUGGCCUCCUGGCAGCAUGGCAGCCUUCGCGACUAAGAACCCCGCUCUCCAGGGGCCACAGAGCAGGCUUCUUGCUGAGCAACAGGGGGUGUCAUAUGAACAUUUGGAAGACAACAACGUGUCACCUCUCACUAUAGAGGACCCUAAUAUAAUUCGAGAUCCACCAUCCAGGCCUGAUACAACCCCAGCUGCCUCAUCUGAAUCCACAGAGCAACUUCCCAAUGUUCAAGUAGAGGGACCAAUUCCUUCUAGCCGACCCAGGAAGCAAUUACCCAGCUUUGACUUCAAUGGGCCCUACCUGGGGCCUCCCCAAUCCCACUCCCUGCCUGAUCUCCCAGGCCAGCUGGGUUCUCCCCAGGUGGGUGGGAGCCUGAAGCCAGCACUGCCAGGCUCCUUGGAGUACAUGUGUCUGCCCCCUGGAGGUCAAGUGCAACUGGUCCCAUUGUCCCAGGUGAUGGGACAGGGCCAGGCUAUGGAUGUGCAGUGUGGGUCCAGCCUGGAGACCACAGGGAGCCCUUCCGUGGAGCCAAAGGAGAACCCUCCAGUUGAGCUGAGCGUGGAGAAACAGGAGGCAAGGGACAACCCAAUGACUCUUCCCAUAAGCUCUGGGGGCCCUGAGGGCAGUAUGAUGGCCUCUGAUUAUGUCACUCCUGGAGAUCCGGUGCUCACUCUGCCCACAGGGCCCCUGUCUACCUCUCUGGGCCCCUCUCUAGGGUUGCCCUCAGCCCAAAGCCCCAGUCUCUGUCUUAAGCUGCCCAGGGUCCCCUCUGGAAGCCCAGCUCUAGGGCCACCAGGGUUUGAGGACUAUGUGGAGCUGCCUCCAAGUGUGAGCCAGGCAGCCACGUCCCCUCCAGGCCAUCCUGCUCCUCCUGUGGCAAGCAGCCCCACAGUGAUCCCAGGAGAGCCCAGGGAGGAAGUGGGCCCAGCAUCCCCACAUCCCGAAGGCCUCCUUGUUCUUCAGCAGGUUGGGGACUACUGCUUCCUCCCUGGCCUGGGACCUGGCUCCCUCUCACCACACAGUAAGCCACCCUCUCCAAGUCUGUGUUCUGAGACUGAGGACCUAGACCAGGACUUGUCUGUGAAAAAGUUUCCCUAUCAACCCUUGCCCCAGGCCCCAGCCAUUCAGUUUUUCAAGUCCCUAAAGUAUUAGGACUACCUGUCCCUGCCCCCUUGGGACAAUAGCCAGUCUGGGAAGGUGUGCUGAGUCUGUCCCCUCCCAAUCUCACCAGCAGCCUGGCACCGCAGCCUGUGGUCCUCAGCCUGAGCAUCACCACAGAAGCCUCUCUGAGUUCACACUCCUCCUUGCUCCCUGCUCUGACACAACAAUACCCCCAUAUGUGAUUUUCUCUUCCCCCUCUGUCCCUCUUCCCUUCCCUCCAUUUCCCCCUCCCCCCACCUCUCUUUCUCUGUCUCUCUCUGUCUCUGUCUCUCUCUCUGUCUCUGUCUCUCUCUGUCUCUCUCUGUCUCUGUCUCUCUCUCUCUCUCUCUCUCUCUCUCUCUCUCUCUCUCUCUCUGUCUCUCUCUCUUUCCAGUUUUCUGCCUUCUAUGGGAUCUUCCUUCCUGUCCCUCCGACCUGUUGGAGUGGGGAGGCCUGUGAGGGUGAGCUCUGCAUGGUCUGUUUAGGGUUGAAGAACUCCUGAGGUCUGCUUGUCCACCAUAGGCAUUGAUGAUAACACAGCACAUUUCUGCCUCUGUGUGAAAAGUUGGAGUCUCAGGUGAACCCCUUGGGAGGACAGACUGUAAAAUUGGGCAGGCUCUUGUUGCUCCAAGAAUAGACAUGGUCCUCUAUGGUUGUCUGAAGCUCCUGGGGAGACCUGGGGAACCUUGUAGAAGGUACUUGGGACCCUGCUUAUGUACAGAAAUCACUGAUGUGCACAAAGCUGGACACAGCUAUGGCCAGGCUGGAGGGAUGAGAAGCAAUGGGGAGGGCUGGGCGUCUAGAUCUCAUGGUGUCAACUGCAGACAAGCUUAGUUGUGGAUCCCGGACAGCACACCCAGAGACUAAGUCUAGACAGCUGAGCUGUUCAUUCGUUCUCCCUCCAGAGCAAAGCUUGGAUACCUGUGCUCCCACUGGCCUCAGAUGAGGGUCUGCUGUGGUACUGUGGCCCUUGGCCAUCACCACCCUCUUGACAAUCCAGGCACAAUGCCAUUACCUCAUUCUGUUCUCACUGGACUUGUUUGUUCAUGGUCACGUUUGCACAUGGCCUUUGUAUGAGUCUUGAGUAUUGGCUUUUUGGGGGGUGGUGAGGAAGUGAGGUUGGGAGCUGAGCUCAUGAACAGUUUUGUCCCUCAGAAUGUCCUUUUGGAUGAGACUGAAUAGCUCUUUCCACAUGGCCUUUUGUGGGACAUACAUGUCUCCCUUGAAUGUGCUAAUUUUGUGCAGGAGGCACAACAGCUCCGUCAGCCAUUGGGGCCAUAUUUGCAGCAGACUUUGCAACAAAUGUACAUGUGCCUUAUAUUCUUUCAGUCUCCUUCUGUGUCUCGAACCUUGAACAGGAUGUGAUAACUUUUCUAGACCACAUGCUUGCUCUGCAGAGUUCUGUCCUUAUAUGUUCUGUGGACCUGGAGUCAAUGGACAUUGCAUCAUUUCUCCACCUAUUUGUGCUCUGUCAGGCACUCCAUGAUCCAUCGUUUUACGACCUGGAUCUGGUCUGUCCUAUCUCUUGGCCUCACUCACUGGAUGGCAGCCACAUGUCUUCAAAUUUGAUUUCAACCCUAAGCAGGCAGAUCAAGUGUUCCUUGGUCUAUGUUCACUGCAGCAAAGAAAACCACAAACGUCUUGAAGGUGUUGCAGUGGCAAUGUUCAACAAAAGCCUGUCAACACUUUCUAAAGUGACUGCUCUAGAGAAACAAACAGGAACGGCCUCCAUGUUAAGAUAUGAACACUGAAAUGCUUUGCUUUAAGAGGAAACAUUGUAAAAACAUUUUUUACAUACAAUAAAACAUAGCUAAAAAACAAA